CCCGGGCUGCGCUCUACCGGCCGCUGUCCCGCCGGCUGCGCGGCCCCUUCCCGUCCUCCCGAGGGGAUCCUGCCCCGCGUCCUCCCGCUUCGGGGAUCCGGCUCCUCGUCCGCCCGACUCGGGGUCGGGCUCCUCGUCCCCCGCAGGCGCCGUCCGGCCCCCGCGCCCGGGCCGCUGCCCGCAUGGCGGCCAUCCAGGCGCUGCAGCAGUGGUGCCGCCAGCAGUGCGAGGGCUACCGCGACGUGAGCAUCACCAACAUGACCACGUCGUUCCGCGACGGCCUGGCCUUCUGCGCCCUCCUGCACCGCCACCGGCCCGACCUCCUAGACUUCGACGCGCUCAGGAAGGAGAACGUCUACGAGAACAACCAGCUGGCCUUCCGCGUGGCCGAGGAGCAGCUGGGCAUCCCGGCCCUGCUGGAGGCCGAGGACAUGGUGGCUCUGAAGGUGCCGGACCGGCUGAGCAUCCUGACCUACGUGUCGCAGUAUUACAACUACUUCCACGGCCGCUCGCCUAUUGGGGGCAUGGCUGGCGUGAAGAGGCCCCCGUCUGAGGCUGAGGAGGAGCCGUCCGGGAAGAAGGCCUUGCCCCAGCCGGCCAGGCCCUCGCCCACACCCGCCCGGGGGCUGCCGCUGUCUCCGGUCAGCACAAACGCCAUGGUCCAGCGGAAGGACGGGGUUGCAGAGGGCCCCCCGCUGAAGGCUGGCCAGGGCUCGGCGGGCGGCGCGGUGAGCAGCUCCUGCGGGGUCUGCGGCCGGCACGUGCACCUCGUGCAGCGGCACCUGGUGGACGGGAAGCUGUACCAUCGCAGCUGCUUCAGGUGCAGGCAGUGCUCCAACACGCUGCGCCCGGGCGCCUACAGGCCCACGGCGGAGCCCGGCGUCUUCGUCUGCUCCAGCCACCGCCCCACAGCCGCCCCCGCGAGCCCCAUGUUGCUAGGCCGGGCCCCCAGACAGCCAGGGGCCGUCCCCACGGACUCCCAGCCCCCCAGCGCCCCACAGACGGCCCAGGAGGCACGUGGACGGAAAGACGCACGGCCAGAGGCCGGGCCUGCAGCCCGGGAGCCCAGGGUGGGCAACGCCACGGCCAAAGGCUUCGUGCCCGCCGCAGCUGCCCCUCGGGACGCCCCCUCCUCCCACGUCCCCUGGGGGAGCCCGGCCGGGUCCAGGCCCUCAGUGGGCCCUGUGGGUGGCAGAGCCAGAACACAGGUGGCCAAUAGCUCCCCGGCAGGGUGGUCAUCGGCUGCACAGGACGCGGCGGCGGUCAGCCCCCGUCCUGCUGUGACCCCUCGUGCCCCGGACCCUCUCCCGGCCACGCAGCGAGGCAGGGCAGCCUCCCCAGUGUCAGCCCCCUGGGCCAAGGUCAGUGCAGGCCCAGCAUCUGCGGGUCCAGCGGGAGCCCCGGCCUGGACCCCGUCGGCCUCCAGGACGCAGCAGGCCCGCGAGAGGUUCCUGCAGGCGCCCGGAGCCCCCAGCACUGGGCCGGCCAGCAGGGCCCCGGCCGCAGCUGACGCGCCCUCCAAGGCCGACCGCAGGGAGCAGGCGCUGAGCUGUCUCCGGAAGGCCCUUCCCGGGUUCGGGGACGCUCAGGCGCCAGGCAGGCUCUCCCCAGCCACUGCCUCUGCUUCCAACGGCCUUCCCAGAGCCGAAGGGCCACGAGCAGGUCCAUCGGCCAAGCUGCCACAGUCGGCAUCUCCCCCGGCCCUCAGCCGCCCGGCAAGGACUGAGCUGGCAGCCCCCCCAAGCGUGGGCACCACCGCACGGGCAUCCACGUCGCCCCAGGCGGGCAGGACGAGCUCAGCGGCAUCCUCAGGGGGCAGCCGGGCAGCUGCUGACUCCAGGCUGAAGCCAGAGGCCCCACUGGCGAAGGGCCCGAGCGCUGGCUCCCAGAAGGACCAGGUGGACGGGCCGGCAGCAUGGAGGAGCCACCUGAAGCCCGUGGCGAAGAAGCACCCGGCUGAGAGGGCCCCGGAGCUGAUGGAGCCGCGGGUCCUAGGGGAGCCGAGGGCGGAGGCUGCUCCCCAGAAGGUCCCUGGGAGCUCCGAGGGGGGCGUCUGCAUCACCCUGACCCCCGUGCGGCCCAACAGGACACCGGGCCCUGCUGGCCCCCAGCCCAGCCUCUCAGCAACCACCUCCCCCAGGGAGCCCUCCCCGUCCGGUCGCAGGAAGCUGGCCGUCCCCCCCAGCUUGGACGUUUCUGGCAACUGGCUUCAGCCCAAACCCCCGCGGCAGGAAGCCCUGGUCCGGACCCAGGAGGACAGACCCCCUCCGGACCAGCCAGGGAGGCCCGUGGGCCAAGCCGCUGCCCCUGCCUCCCCUGGCACGGCGGUGACCUCCCCUGUCAGGCUGCACCCUGACUACCUGCCCCCUGAGGAGAUCCAGAGGCAGGUGCAGCAAAUUGAGAGGCAGCUGGACGCCCUGGAGCUCAGGGGCGUGGACCUGGAGAAGCGCCUGCGGGCGGCCGAGGGGGACGCCUCUGAGGACGCGCUCAUGGUGGACUGGUUCCGGCUCAUCCACGAGAAGCAGCUGCUGCUGCGGCUGGAGUCGGAGCUGAUGUACAAGGCCCGGGACCAGAACCUGGAGGAGCAGCAGCUGGACAUCCUGGGGGAGCUGCGCCAGCUGAUGGCCCGACCCGAGGCUCUGAAGUCCCCCCAGGACCGGCAGCGGGAGCAGGACCUGCUGACUCAGUACGUGAGCACCGUGAACGACCGCAGCGACAUCAUCGACUUCCUGGACGAGGACCGGCUCAGGGAGCAGGAGGAGGACGAGAUGCUGGAGACCAUGAUCCAGAGGCUGGACCUGCAGAGGAAGAAGUCCAAGUUCCGCUUCUCCAAGAUCUGGUCCCCGAAGGGCAGAAGUCGGACCCCCGAGUGACCGCCGGCCGCCUGCGGGACCCUGGCCUGGGGGGUGGGGACCGCCCUCCGUGGGUCCGAGUGGCCUCAAUAAAGGAACUGACCACACGG
Messenger RNA from Myotis myotis, 2962 nucleotides. RefSeq names its product MICAL like 2 (gene MICALL2). Gene Ontology annotation, molecular function: protein binding. Bases 183 to 2873 code for a protein of 896 amino acids. The record is from RefSeq and is a predicted model, not a curated record. NCBI's taxonomy places the organism in Eukaryota, Metazoa, Chordata, Mammalia, Chiroptera, Vespertilionidae. The transcript has 17 exons.